Messenger RNA from Myodes glareolus (Bank vole), 1994 nucleotides. The record is from RefSeq and is a predicted model, not a curated record. NCBI's taxonomy places the organism in Eukaryota, Metazoa, Chordata, Mammalia, Rodentia, Cricetidae.
UCCUGCAAGGUGGGAAGAAGGAUCAUAGCAAGUAGAAGUCCAGACAGAACUCCUAGGGAGUCCAGGAUGGGGGACAGCAAGCCUCGAGGUGGAAGCUUGCAGUUGGCGCUCACGGUGUUUGGAGACGAGUCUAGAUUUCUUCACCUGAGAGACAGUCAAUGGGAAUUUCAUGCCUAAAAAUAGCCGAAGAACACAGUUUAGACUACCUGCCUCCAGAGCCAGCACCAGAAACCCACGGCCUCGGUUCAGAAGGAAAUUGAGACGAAAAUCCUUUCGCCGGCAUCCUAAAGAAAGUCCAGCGGCCCCACCCGACCAGGCCCAGGGUGAGAAAGAUGCUGCAGCAGCAGCGGAGGUGGGAGUCGCAGGCAAAGGCCAGCGCCCCCCUCGAGGAUUGGACAUAACCAGGGCAGAAGCCUCGCGAUUGGCCUGUCGCAAUGUAGAGGUGGGGCCUGAUUCCUCCAUCGCGGUCUCGGGGAUACAGCCAAAGCCAGAGAAGCUGCAGUUAGGGGCGAUGGCUACUCCAAGCCCGGGGCCCCGCGAGAGACACCACCGUGUGCUCUUUGUCUCCUGUGACUCCUCCCAUCAGUCCUCCUCCCUGGAGGUUGCAAACAAGCCAGUUCCCCCAGGGAGUCAACAUGGAUUCUUGUGGCGCCUCCGAGACAAGCACAAUCGAGUCGGCCUGUUUGAGGUCAAUCCAGGGCACGAGCUGCACAGAAUGACACGCAUGAUGCAGGAAGGGCUGUGGGCUGCCACCCAGGUCUUCAUGGACAACCCACCCAAGGGACCUCCCUCCCAGAAGGAUUUCUCUGAAGUCAUGACCCAGGUUCACGAAGAGGGCUUCGAGAUGGGCACCCUGGCCGGCCCAGCUUUUGCACGUUUGAGGCAAUUCCUAGGCCUGUCUGAAGAGGACUACCAGGCUACUCUGGGCCCCGGUGGCCCCUACCUUCAGUUUCUCAGCACCUCCAAGAGCAAAGCCAGCUUCUUCUUGUCCCACGACCAGCGCUUCUUCCUGAAGACCCAGAGGCAUCAGGAGGUUCAGGUGCUGCUCGCACACCUGCCCCGCUACGUGCAGCACCUGCGGCGGCACCCACACUCGCUGCUGGCACGGUUGCUGGGAGUGCACAGUCUGCGGAUAGCUCGCGGAAAAAAGAAGUACUUCAUCAUCAUGAUGAGCAUCUUCUACCCUGUGAGCCGCAUCUCUGAGAGGUAUGACAUCAAGGCUUGUGAGGUGAGCCGCUGGGUGGAGCCAGUUCCUGAGGGCAGCCCCUUUAUCGUGGUGCUGAAGGACCUCAACUUUGAGGGGAAGACCAUCAACCUGGGAUCCCAGCGGAGCUGGUUCCUCCGCCAGAUGGAGCUGGACACCGCCUUCCUGCGGGACCUGCAUGUGCUGGAUUACAGUCUCCUGGUGGCCUUUCAGCUUCUCCACGAAGAUGAAAAGGAUUCUUACAACGUUUACAGUACGAUGAGGUCCGUACAUGAUGCGCCAAAUUUGGGGCUGGAGGAGGGCCGGAACCGCCGGCUGCUGCUAGACGUCCCCAACGCCCUCCAUGUCUUGGAUGGGCCAGACCAACGUUAUUUUCUGGGUUUGGUGGAUCUGACCACCGUCUAUGGCCUUCGCAAACGGCUGGAGCAGUUGUGGAAGACGAUGCGCUAUCCAGGCCAGUCCUUCUCCACCGUCAGCCCGGCUCGCUACGCCCGUCGCCUGUGUCAGUGGGUGGAGACGCACACCGUGUGACUCUCACCUGUCUGCUUUUUCAUCUGGAUAUUGGGCAUGCGCCCGCAACAAUUUUCCAGCGGUACCCAGGGAGCUAGCCUGCAGUUACUCCUACUAGCCACAGGAGAGCAGCAUCCCCUAACUAAUGCUGUAACUAUUCAGCCCUAUUGGGUGACGGUGCUGUGUCCUGUUUAGAGGAAGGAAUCCCCCCCUCAACCCCAGCCUCAUUAGCUCAUUUACUAUUAAAAAAAAAAUGUUGAUAUUCUCUUUUUACAGACCA